CGCCACCGCCUCCUCCUCCUCCUCCUCUCACUCUAAUCAUCGAUCUCGUCCACCUCACCUUACCCGAAAAGCAGCAAGCAGAGACGGAAAAGGCAGCAAGCUAGAGUACACUGCUUUUCCGCUCUAUAAAUCCUCCGGCGGAGUCGGGAGCCAUAGCCUUCUCGAUCUCCUCUCAUCGCUAUCCUGCCUGCCUCCUCGAUCUGCUCUGCUGAUCUGCCUGCAGCAGCAGGCCAGCUCAACAGAAUCGAUCAGCAAUAUGGUUUCUGCCGGAGGUCAUGGCGGCGCCGACGACGGCACGGUCAUCGACUACCGGGGUAACCCGGUCGAUAAGUCCAAGACCGGUGGAUGGCUCGGCGCCGGGCUUAUCCUAGGGACGGAGCUGGCGGAGCGGGUGUGCGUGAUGGGCAUCUCGAUGAACCUGGUCACGUACCUCGUCGGCGACCUCCACCUCUCCAACGCCAAGUCCGCCAACAUCGUCACCAACUUCAUGGGCACGCUCAACCUCCUCGCCCUCGUCGGCGGCUUCCUCGCCGACGCCAAGCUCGGCCGCUACCUCACCAUCGCCAUCUCCGCCACCAUCGCCGCCACCGGCGUGAGCUUGCUGACGGUGGACACGAUGCUGCCGGGGAUGCGGCCGCCGCCGUGCGAGGACGCGCGCGGCGCAGGGGCGCACAUGCGGUGCGUGCCGGCGCGGGGCGGGCAGCUGGCGAUGCUGUACGCGGCCCUCUACACGGUCGCGGCGGGGGCCGGGGGCCUGAAGGCGAAUGUCUCCGGGUUCGGCUCCGACCAGUUCGACGGGCGGGACCCGCGGGAGGAGCGCGCCAUGGUCUUCUUCUUUAACCGCUUCUACUUCUGCAUCAGCCUCGGCUCCCUGUUCGCGGUCACCGUGCUGGUGUACGUCCAGGACAACGUCGGCCGCGGGUGGGGCUACGGCGUCUCCGCCGUCGCCAUGGUCCUCGCCGUCGCCGUGCUCGUCGCCGGCACGCCCAAGUACCGGUACCGCCGCCCCGAGGGGAGCCCGCUUACCGUCAUCGGUAGGGUUCUUCUGACGGCGUGGACGAACCGCAGGCUGCCUCUUCCCGCCGACGCCGGCGAGCUCCAUGGCUACCACACGUCCAAGGUGGCCUACACUGACCGCCUCAGGUGCCUGGACAGGGCGGCGAUCGUGGAGGCGGACCUGGCCGCGUCGCCGGCGAAGAAGCAGGCGUCGUCGUCGGCGUCGGCGAUGACGGUGACGGAGGUGGAGGAGGUGAAGAUGGUGGUGAAGCUGCUGCCCAUCUGGUCGACCUGCAUCCUCUUCUGGACGGUGUACUCCCAGAUGACCACCUUCUCCGUGGAGCAGGCCACCCGCAUGGACCGCCACCUCCGCCCCGGCGCCGCCUCCGGGUUCGCCAUCCCGGCCGGCUCGCUCUCCGUCUUCCUCUUCCUCUCCAUCCUCCUCUUCACCUCCGUCAACGAGCGCGUCCUCGUGCCGGUGGCCAGCCGCCUCACGCGGCGCCCGCAGGGGCUCACCUCGCUCCAGCGCGUCGGCGCGGGCCUCUUCCUCGCCACCGUCGCCAUGGCCGUCGCCGCGCUCGUCGAGAAGAAGCGCCGCAACGCCACUAACAACGGCGGGGCCAUGGUCAGCGCGUUCUGGCUGGUGCCGCAGUUCUUCCUGGUGGGCGCCGGCGAGGCGUUCGCGUACGUGGGGCAGCUGGAGUUCUUCAUCCGCGAGGCGCCGGAGCGGAUGAAGUCCAUGAGCACGGGGCUGUUCCUGGUGACGCUGUCCAUGGGGUUCUUCCUCAGCAGCUUCCUCGUCUUCGUCGUCGACGCCGUCACGCGCGGCGCGUGGAUACGGAACAACCUCGACGCCGGGAGGCUGGACCUCUUCUACUGGAUGCUGGCCGUGCUCGGGGUCGUCAACUUCGCGGCGUUCCUGGCGUUCGCGAGGCGGCACGAGUACAAGCAGCCCGGCGCGGCUACCGUGGUGGCGCCCGCCGCCGACGACGGCGCGCGCGGCGGCGAGGAGAAGGAGAUGGACGACGUCGUCGUGGUCAAGGAGGCCGUCGAAGGGAUGGACGUGUAGUGUCUGUGUACGUAUGUAGGUGUGGUCGUAGCAUAAAGGUUUGGGUUUUUGAGGUAGUGUGUAUUACUGCAGUAUGUGCUAAUAGCAGUUAAUUUUCGUUUAGGGCAUGAUGCUAUAGCUUCGAUCUCCUGUAAAAUGUUAAAAAGGAGAUCGAUGAGCUGAGUGAGAUGUUUGUCAAGUGAAGAUCAACGAGUUUGUUUUGUGAA
Messenger RNA from Oryza brachyantha (malo sina), 2271 nucleotides. RefSeq names its product protein NRT1/ PTR FAMILY 6.4. NCBI's taxonomy places the organism in Eukaryota, Viridiplantae, Streptophyta, Magnoliopsida, Poales, Poaceae. The transcript has 5 exons. Bases 257 to 2065 code for a protein of 602 amino acids. The record is from RefSeq and is a predicted model, not a curated record. Gene Ontology annotation, molecular function: nitrate transmembrane transporter activity. Gene Ontology annotation, biological process: transmembrane transport; response to nitrate. Gene Ontology annotation, cellular component: membrane.